AUGGGAGUACAGGGACUUUGGGUGUUACUAGAGCCUGUUGGUCGCCGUGUGAACAUAGAGGCGCUGACCAACAAGCGUCUUGCCGUGGAUGCGUCAAUUUGGAUUUACCAGUUCAUGCAGACCAUGCGCGACGCACAGGGCGAGAUGCUGCGCAAUGCCCAUCUUGUCGGCUUUUUGAGGCGCAUCUGCAGGCUGCUGUUCCACCGCGUCAGGCCAAUCUUUGUUUUUGACGGAGCCACACCCCCACUCAAACGCCGCACCACCAUCGCUCGCCGCAGGCGGAGGGAGCAGCAGACCGCAAAAGUGCGCAAGACUGCAGAGAAGCUGCUGCUUGCACAGUUGAAGAAG
Coccomyxa subellipsoidea C-169 is the source of this 348-nucleotide messenger RNA. RefSeq lists its product as hypothetical. Gene Ontology annotation, biological process: nucleotide-excision repair. Lineage: Eukaryota; Viridiplantae; Chlorophyta; Trebouxiophyceae; Coccomyxaceae. Gene Ontology annotation, molecular function: single-stranded DNA binding; DNA endonuclease activity. The transcript is spliced from 4 exons. Gene Ontology annotation, cellular component: nucleus. The annotation marks the transcript as partial. The record is from RefSeq and is a predicted model, not a curated record.